AUGCGUGGGGAUGGGAAACAGGACACAUGGGCAUCUGAAAAGAAAAUCUGCUUCGUCCAUGACCUGCCUGAUGAGGUGUACUUCCAGAGUCCAACAGGGGAAGGCACAUACAGCAGUCUGCAGAUGCCAGCACAGGCUGAGCCCCCCCCCAACUCUGCUUCAGAUGCCUCAGGGCCUGUGAUGGGUGAAAUGAGGGAGGAGCAGAAAGGUUUCGAAGAAUUGCAACUUAAAGACAGCAUGGAAAGUGCCAGAGGAGAGGGAGGCAGCUAUGUCGAUGAGGUAGAGGCAGCAGCAGCUGCCAACACAGGGGAGGAGGCCGAACAUGGGGGGGCAGAUGAGAAGAAGGAGCAGAGGCUAGAUUGUGACCUCGCCAUCUGCAGCCUGCCAGCUGUGAGCAGAGACAAUUCCCAGCACCUGCAUAGGAAUCUGGGAGAUUCAGAGACCCGGGAUGCCUCAAGGAUCCUUUCUCUGCAACAUGUAACUUGGGGGCUGGAUAUAGUGGACCAUCCUGUCUGCCCCAGGGAGUGGAGAAGAGGCCUCUUGAACCUGGUGUUCACCUCACAGCAACCUUGUUCACACCUGAGUGGGGAAUGGAGUGCCACAGAGCUGGUCAGUGGCUGGACAGAGAUCUUUGAGAAGAUAGGCAUCCCAGAGGCCCUGGAAUCCAGUGAAGACAUCAUGGCUCAUGUCCUUGGAACCAAAACAUUUCAGAGCCUAAAGCCAGUAUGUAGGAACUAGCCAUUGUCCCCUCAGCAACUUCAUGACAUCCAGAAUCUGAGUGGUCCCAUACUGCAGAGGAUGCCUUUGCAGUACAUCCUUGGGGACUGGGACUUUUGCUGGCUCAAUCUGAAGAUGACACCCUCAGUGUUCAUUCCUCAACCAGAGACAGAGGAACUGGUUGAAUGGGUGCUGGAGGAGGUAGCCCAGCAUCCCCAUGUGGCUGGAACCCACAGUGACCCUCUCAUUCUGGAGGUGGGCUGUGGGUCAGGAGCUGUUUUGCUCAGCCUGUUGAACCAGCUUCAUGAGAGCCAAGUCAUUGCUGUGGAUAAGGACGAAGCCUCCUUCAGACUGACCCAGAACAAUGCUCAAAGGCUAAGGCUGCAGGAGAGAAUUCGGAUCAUCCCCCUGGAUGUGACCUUAGCCAGGGCUGCUGGUGAGAGACUCGGUAUAGAUGUGCGACUUGGUAUAGAUGUGCAAGACUAUCCCUAUACAGGUCUGAGGGAUCAUAGAAGAACAGCUAUCCAGGGCUGGAAUUGUGUCUUAGAGGUUGAUGGCUAUGCCCUGAAGCUCUUAGUAGAUCCAUCCGUGCUUUGUGUCUCCUUUGACAGAGGGGAGCUGGAUACUCCUUUUGCCCUGCGCACCCCUGGAUCCAUUUAUCAGCAACCCUCCCAAAGUCUUCCCCCGGGACAUGGAGCAGCUGACCCCAGAAAUCCUCAGAGGAAAGUGUCUGGAUUUACCAUUCCAGCAACAGGCUCCCAGAUGCUCAUGCAGGGUGAAGAGGGGAGAAUGGGUCGAAAUGAUGACUUCCUUCUGUGUUUCCCUGGCAGUGCUGAAAACCAGACCCAGAGCUUCUGGGCUUCAGUGCACAUAGCACAUGAGCAAAUGCUGGAGGGCACAGGUAUGGCUGACUCACCACCCUUCAAGAGAGGCAAGAAGGAUGAACACAGUGGCAGAGGACCUGUUCCUCAGCAGAAAGCCUUGCAAGGUUCUGAAUAUCACCCUAAGAGCCUACAGAGCAACAGAUGCUGCAGCCAUCUCAGUGAAUCACACUGGGGCACCGAGGUCACCAUGCUUAACCUUGUUCAUGGUACUCGUGUUAGAACUCAGAGUAUUGUACUUGCUUGGCUCCCCAAAGAAGUGAUACCCUUGGAUACUGGAUAUUUCUACAUGAGGAGGAGGGAGGUUGGGAAGUUUGUAAGGAACACAGGAGAACAGGGCUUGCAGAUGCAGAUUCCAGCAAUUGGUGUGAGGUGUAGUCCGUUAGGUGAGGCCGACUUCAUCUCAGCCUUGCCAAUUGCCCCCAAGUAUUACAAGCCUCAGCCACUGUCAAGGGCAGAGACUGGACACCUGAGGAGGGAGCAAACUGGAGAGCAGCAAGAUUG
This is a messenger RNA of Dipodomys ordii (Ord's kangaroo rat), 2102 nucleotides long. RefSeq lists its product as uncharacterized. Lineage: Eukaryota; Metazoa; Chordata; Mammalia; Rodentia; Heteromyidae. The record is from RefSeq and is a predicted model, not a curated record. The annotation marks the transcript as partial. The transcript is spliced from 17 exons. Gene Ontology annotation, cellular component: mitochondrion.